Nannospalax galili (Upper Galilee mountains blind mole rat) is the source of this 2609-nucleotide messenger RNA. RefSeq names its product MAPK activated protein kinase 2 (gene Mapkapk2). Lineage: Eukaryota; Metazoa; Chordata; Mammalia; Rodentia; Spalacidae. The transcript is spliced from 10 exons. Gene Ontology annotation, molecular function: mitogen-activated protein kinase binding; calmodulin binding; calcium/calmodulin-dependent protein kinase activity. The record is from RefSeq and is a predicted model, not a curated record. Gene Ontology annotation, biological process: intracellular signal transduction; protein autophosphorylation; peptidyl-serine phosphorylation. Bases 14 to 1171 code for a protein of 385 amino acids. Gene Ontology annotation, cellular component: cytoplasm; nucleus.
GUCGCCGGCCACCAUGCUGUCCGGCUCCCCGGGCAGGACCCCGCCGGCGCCGUUCCCCAGCCCGCCGCCGCCCCCGGCCCAGCCGCCACCGCCGUUUCCCCAGUUCCACGUCAAAUCCGGCCUGCAGAUCCGAAAGAACGCCAUCACCGACGACUACAAGGUCACCAGCCAGGUGCUGGGUCUGGGCAUCAACGGGAAGGUCCUGCGGAUCUUCGACAAGAGGACCCAGCAGAAAUUCGCCCUCAAGAUGCUCCAGGACUGCCCCAAGGCACGCAGGGAGGUGGAGCUGCACUGGAGGGCCUCCCAGUGUCCACACAUUGUGCACAUCGUGGAUGUCUAUGAGAACCUGUAUGCGGGGAGGAAGUGCUUGCUGAUUGUCAUGGAGUGUCUUGAUGGUGGAGAGCUCUUUAGCCGAAUCCAAGACCGAGGAGACCAAGCAUUCACAGAAAGAGAAGCAUCAGAAAUCAUGAAGAGCAUUGGGGAGGCCAUCCAGUAUUUACAUUCGAUCAAUAUUGCUCAUCGAGAUGUUAAGCCCGAGAACCUUUUAUACACUUCCAAAAGGCCCAAUGCCAUUCUGAAACUCACAGAUUUUGGUUUUGCCAAGGAAACCACCAGCCACAACUCUUUGACCACUCCUUGUUAUACACCGUAUUAUGUAGCUCCUGAAGUGCUGGGCCCAGAGAAGUAUGACAAGUCCUGUGACAUGUGGUCCUUAGGUGUCAUCAUGUACAUUCUACUGUGUGGGUAUCCCCCCUUCUAUUCCAAUCAUGGUCUUGCCAUCUCUCCGGGCAUGAAGACUCGUAUUCGAAUGGGCCAGUAUGAAUUUCCUAAUCCAGAGUGGUCAGAAGUAUCAGAGGAAGUGAAGAUGCUUAUCCGGAACUUGCUGAAAACAGAACCCACUCAGAGAAUGACCAUCACAGAAUUCAUGAACCAUCCCUGGAUCAUGCAAUCUACAAAGGUCCCUCAGACUCCACUGCACACCAGCCGGGUCCUGAAGGAGGACAAGGAGCGGUGGGAGGAUGUCAAGGAGGAGAUGACCAGUGCCUUGGCCACGAUGCGGGUUGACUAUGAACAGAUCAAGAUAAAGAAGAUCGAAGAUGCGUCCAACCCUUUGCUUCUGAAGAGGCGGAAGAAAGCUCGGGCUGUGGAGGCUGCAGCCCUUGCCCACUGAGCUGCUGCACCUCCCACUCCAUUGGAGGACAAGCAAUAAUUGUACAUGAAUAUAUUUUUUAAAUGAAGAGACACAAACUGCCCACUUCUGCCUUCUGUUCUCCAUGGCUACAUGGAGCCCAGAAAAUCCUUCUACGGUUGAAUUCUGCCUUUGACUCUGGCCUGUCCAGAGAGGGAGGGCAGGAAGCUGUGCAGAGGAGAGGGCAAGGUGCUCUUGAACCUGUACUCCUUUGCAAUUUUAUCCAUAAUUUGACUUAGAAUUUUUAUGGAAUCUCUUUUAUUAUCCUUUUCCCCACUCCUCAUCCUUUUCCUCAGGCCCCUUCCCAUCUGGAUAGUGCAAAGGUUGGGGUUUAUCCAAGGGUCUUGUGGAAGUUGUUUCAGGGAGUGUUCCUGUGUUGUACCAUCUCUCUUUCCUGGCCUUCUUACUGGCUUUUGCAUCUGGGAGCUCCAGGCUCCAGGGAGGCAAGACAGGGUUAGUAGUAGGUGCCACCCACCUCCUGCUGGAGCCCUCAGACAUAGUCAUUGUACACAACAGAUAGGAGUAUGAGUGUGUCCCUGUGCACAUGCCCAGAUCCAUACCUGUGCUGGGCAUUGGAGGGGCUAAGGAAGGCAGGGCUGCAGGGAGUCUUGCUCCAAAACCUCUUCCCUGCCAGAAUUGAGCCUGCCUAAAUGCAUAGGUAGCUUGUCUAGAUCCAGAGCCAAGUGGUCAUGGCCUCUGUGUUAACUGGGCAGGGGAGACAGAGAGGGGUGAGUGGGCACAUCUAUCAGGAAGACUAGGCUCCCUCAGGACUCCUUCUUCAAUGUAGUGGGGGUCCUAGGUCCCCUGAGGCACUGAUCCACUAGGUAGCCUGUGCUUGCCCUUCUUGCUGUUAUUAACCCACUCUCGUUGAGUUCUCUGAAAUUUUUAGCCAUUUCUCAUUGGACUGUUUCUCUGCUCACAUGGGUGAGCCUGGGAAGGUUAUACUGCAAAGCUUUUGUGUUUCAUGCAUCUCCCCUGGGUUCUGGGGCAUCAGCCUACCUCCCUUUGUGGGCAAGGGCAGGACUACUUGUGUGGUCCUCCUUCACAUUUCCACUGUGUGGCCUGGUGGGUUGGGACAGUCUUCACACCAAAGAUGUCCUGACUCUGUCUCCUGCCCAUUAGCCACCUUGCCCUCCAACAGCUUAGCCUGGGUGGGGGCUCCCUGGGAUUGAGGAGGAGCAGGUGGGGAAGAGUCUUGUGCCAUGGUCCCCCCAUGCCCUUCCUGUGGGGGAGGAGUGACUCCCUCAGGGGUUGGUGAUGGAGAGCACCUGGGUGUCUCUGGGCCUGGGGACAAAGCCCCAGGUGUCUGCAGCUCUUCCCUCAUCUGUGAUGGUGUGUUCGUCCAGCACUCAUAGACUAUUGUAAACUGUUGUUUUGUAUGAGAAAAAUUGUCUUUACUAAACUGAUUUAAUAGUUGAAA